AUGGCGGAUUGGUCUCAGCUCCCCCAAGAUCUCUUACACCUAAUAGCCAAACGCCUCAAGACCCGCAUCGAUCUCUUCCGCCUUCGCUCCAUUUGCUCUUCAUGGCGCUCCUCUAUUUCUCUUCCACCCAAACAACACCGUCACACUCCAAUUCCCACUACAGUCUCGACCUAUCCGAACACACCGUUUAUCUCAUCGAAUCACAACAACAAGGGUCUCCCCCAAAACGCUGGUUGGUCAAGAACAUGUUCUUCAUCGUACCGCAACGUAUGGAGUCCACCUUGGAGGAGUCGUCCAGUUGUCGAGGUUGACAAGAUUGCUCUCAUGUGUGUGGGCCCAGAAAACAAUGAUUUUGCGUUGGUGACCCAACAUCGAGAUGGUGGAGGAUUGGCUUUCUUCAACUCGAGAAUCCAGCAAUGGAUCACUAUUGGGUCCCACCCUGCCACGUCAUCAUGCAUAGCAGUGACUCACUUUGAGGGAAAGUUCUAUGCUGUGGAUACCAAAGGAAGAACAAUUAGUCUUGAUCAAUUUUUAGAUUCAAAAGUGGUCACUAAUUUGGGGUCUGAUGCGUACAUGAAGUACUUAGUUGAAGCAGGUGGUGAAUUGUUGGUGGUUGAAGCAUAUAUUCCUUUCCCUAAUGCUGAGGGAUUCAUUGGCAGUGAGAGCUAUAGGGGUUUGUGUAUUGAUUAUUUUGAGGUCUCUAAGUUGAACAAAGAAGGGGGUAAAUGGGUUAAGGUCAACAGCUUGGGGGAUUGGGUGUUGUUUUUGGGAAUUUAUUCUUCGUUUUCUGUGUUAGCUUCUGAGCUUCCAGGCUGCAAGAGGAAUUGCAUAGUUGUGACUCAGCCAAGGUGGAAAGAAUUUAAUCUGGAUGGUCAUGAUACGAAUGUAGUUGAAUUGGAAAGUGGUAGAUCUGGACCCUUGGAGAAUUACCCAGAUUUUUCCAAGUUGUUGUUUUUUCCUGGUGGUAUGGGUACUUCUUCCUCUUGA
Messenger RNA from Quercus lobata, 987 nucleotides. RefSeq names its product probable F-box protein At1g44080. The record is from RefSeq and is a predicted model, not a curated record. The transcript is spliced from 2 exons. Gene Ontology annotation, molecular function: protein binding. NCBI's taxonomy places the organism in Eukaryota, Viridiplantae, Streptophyta, Magnoliopsida, Fagales, Fagaceae. Bases 1 to 987 code for a protein of 328 amino acids.